Messenger RNA from Fusarium musae, 1581 nucleotides. RefSeq lists its product as uncharacterized. NCBI's taxonomy places the organism in Eukaryota, Fungi, Ascomycota, Sordariomycetes, Hypocreales, Nectriaceae. Bases 1 to 1581 code for a protein of 526 amino acids. The record is from RefSeq and is a predicted model, not a curated record. The transcript has 4 exons.
AUGGUUCAUAAUUGGUGCAAUUGCGUGCCUAAUAGUGCUAAUACUGAGUUUGACGCUGGGGCUGUAUUACGGACUCAAAAAGGCAAUGUCCUCGAGAGCAAUAUCUAUGAGUAUCUCGGUAUACGCUAUGCAAAAGCCCCAACCGGCGAUCUUCGAUGGAAAGCACCGCAGGAACCCGAGUCCACAACCGGAACACUAAAGGCUCAAGAGUACGCCCCUUACUGCCCGGGAGUCAACGACGGUCUCAGCUCGCGCAUCGACGAAGACUGUCUAUUCGCCAACAUAUGGACUCCUGCAAAUGCAACCUCUGACUCAAAACUCCCCGUCAUGGUCUUCUUCCAAUCAGGUGGCUACAUUAGGAACGCUUCUCCAUACGUGAACGGCACACGGCUCAUCUCGGCCUCAAACAACAACAUCAUCUUUGUAAACUUCAACUACCGUGUUGGCAUGUUUGGUUUCCUCGCUUCCAAAGAGGUCAAAGAAGAUGGCGACUUCAACGCAGGAUUGUUGGACCAGAGGUUCCUCCUCAGCUGGAUCCAGAAACACAUCGAGGUGUUUGGCGGUGAUCCUGAGCAUGUUAUCCUCCAUGGUGAAUCUGCCGGUGCCGGAUCUGUGGCCCUUCAGCUCGUUGCCUACGGUGGAAAAGACGAGGGUCUUUUUGCUGGUGCCAUUGCUGAGUCGACAUUCAUGCCUGGUCUCCCUAGCCCUGACGAUCUACAGUAUCAGUUCGAUCGAGUUGCCAACGCCACAGACUGUGCUGAUGCCGACGACGCAUUGAAGUGCCUCCGUGGAAUCAAGUCGCCGGACCUUCAAACCCACAACGAAAAGGCUCCUUUCGAUGGCCGCACUUAUCGAUCUUACUUCUACUGGGCACCCACUACUGAUGGUGACAUGUUUUCAGACUUGCCUUCUAAGCUCUACGAGAAGGGCGAAUUUGUCAAGGUGCCACUACUGUCUGGCUCUUGUACAAAUGAGGGAUCCAACUAUGCCGUCAACGCAGGCAGCUCAGCCCAGUUCAUACGCUACAUGCAGAAUGAAUACCCCUAUUUGACCACAGAUGACACCGAGACUAUUCUCGACCUCUACCCACAAGAGCCCAAGAUCGCAAAACACGAUACUUGGUUCCCCUCAGCCUCGCGUGCAUACGGCGAAGCAACUUUCAUCUGCCCAACAAACAACAUCCUCAACGCCUUCGCUGAGCACGCCGACCCCAAGACCCUCUGGUCCUAUCGCUAUAAUGUUGCCAUUGAAGAGUUCACAAACGACGGCUAUGGCGUUCCUCAUGUCUCCAAUGCGCCCGCCGUCUUUGGCCCUGAUAUGACAGCUGCCAAAGCUGGCCCCAGCUAUCGCACUUACAACGCGCCCAUGGUCCCCAUCGUCCAGAACUACUGGAUCAGUUUUGUCCGUAGCUUCGACCCAAACACUCACCGUGACGAGGAUGCUCCUCGAUGGGAGAAUUGGGGCGAUGACCAGCGACGUCUAGUUUUUGAAUUGAACAACAACACCAUGGAGAGUGUGAACAAGGGUCAACGGGAGCGAUGCGAGGCUUGGUUAGAUAUGAGUGGUUCUACCAAGCAGUAA